This is a messenger RNA of Anolis carolinensis (green anole), 958 nucleotides long. RefSeq names its product mitochondrial ribosomal protein S34 (gene mrps34). The transcript has 4 exons. Lineage: Eukaryota; Metazoa; Chordata; Lepidosauria; Squamata; Anolidae. Gene Ontology annotation, biological process: mitochondrial translation. Gene Ontology annotation, cellular component: mitochondrial small ribosomal subunit; mitochondrion. Gene Ontology annotation, molecular function: structural constituent of ribosome. The record is from RefSeq and is a predicted model, not a curated record. The coding region runs from base 256 to 900 and encodes 214 amino acids.
GCAAGGCCCGAGUUGGCCCAGGCCUAGUCUUGAGUCUCCUCUGCCCGAGAAGGCCUCGCCAGACUACAAAUCCCAAGCCGGCCUUUACCUCAGAGACGGCGCCUCUUCUUCCAAGUAGGAACCUUUCUUUCCCUGCCGGAAGUUGCGUUCCCGCCGGAAGCGGACGGUUCCAGUGUGUUGCACCGUGCCUCGCCUCAGAGCGUCCGUGUCCAAGCGUCGCGUGUGGAGGUUUCCUUCGGGGAAAAAAAGGCAGCCAUGGGUCGGCGCAAGGUCUACCGCCCCAUUGCGGCCCUGGCCAAGAGGAUCCGCGAGUACCGGGCCCUGAAGAACCGGCCCCGGGACUCGCAGAAGUAUGCCCUGGACUACGAGACCAUGACCCGGCCCCUCACGGGGAAGAGGCUGCCCGUCCUGGCCUGGGAGGACGUGAGGACCGAGGAGCGGCUCUUCAGCCUCCUCUGCCGCCUGCACUGCUUUGGCAUCGGGCGCAUGGUCACGCGCAAGUCCUGGCUGUCGCGCUUCGAAGAGCCCUGCUACUGGACCAUCACCAGAGUCAAGGUGGACUAUACAGCGGAGAAUCUGGAUCACGGGAAAGCCUGGGGCCACUUGACGUUUAGAGGCAAGGCGAUGGAGGGAGUCAAAGAAAUGGGCAAGGUGAUGUAUCACGACUGGCGCAUGGUUCCGAAGCACGAGGAGGAGGCUUUUGCGAAGUUCACCCCCGUGGAGGAGGCCGACCCCGUGCGGCACGUGCUCUACCCGCCCCUGCUGCGGGCCAUGGUCCUUGCCCACAGGCAGAAGGCAGGCAGGCCGUGCGCGGAGGAGCCCAUGAUCGACCUCAUGCGCCCGCGCUCCUUCUCCAGGGAGGACUUCGAGGACGCCAAGGACGAAGGCAGCCCCGUCUGACCCUCGUUCGAGGAAGCGUUUCACACAGAAUGGGUUAUAAUAAAUCCGGAUUCAGAAA